This is a messenger RNA of Thlaspi arvense, 1134 nucleotides long. Lineage: Eukaryota; Viridiplantae; Streptophyta; Magnoliopsida; Brassicales; Brassicaceae. The record is from the annotation of a GenBank genome assembly.
ACCAAUUAAUAUUGUCCGUCAGAUUGUUUUUUCUUCCUAUUUAAUGUGUGUUUGUAGAUCUGGGGAAGCCCAGUUUCGAGAUAGAAGAGAGAAAAAAUUAGUUUCGAGUGCGGCGAUUCUAUCUGUUUAAGAGCUUGAAGAUGCCUCGCUACGAUGAUCGAUACGGCAGCAAUGAUCGACACAGCAGCACACGUCUCUAUGUUGGCCACCUGUCCUCUCGAACAAGGGAACGAGAUCUUGAACGGCUCUUCAGCAAAUACGGAAGAAUUCGAGAUUUGGACAUGAAGCGAGACUAUGCCUUCAUUGAUUUCAGCGAUCCUCGAGAUGCUGAUGAUGCGAGGUACAGGUUGGACGGAAGAGACUUUGAUGGAAGCCGUAUCAUUGUGGAGUUUGCGAAAGGGACACCUCGUGGUUCCCGAGAAAUUUCCUCAAGCAGAGGCCCUCCUCCAGGAACUGGCGUGGCGAAAGUUACUCAAGAUCUCCGGUUCGCUCUCGGUCUCGGUCUCGGUCUCCUCGUCGCAGAAGAAGAAGCCCUAGCAGAAGCAGAAGCAGAAGCUACAGCCGUGGCCUCGCUCGAGAUCACCGGCUAUGAAGGAAAAGGAUCGGAGUCCUGAAGCUGCAAGAAGCAGAAGCCCUGAACCAAUGGUGGACAACUCUCCUCUAUCCAAAGAUGGGAAGCGCAGCCUGAGUCCUGAAGAAGGCAGCCCCGUGCGUGACAAGUACAGCCCCAAAGAGAAUGUACUGAGCCCGAGAGGAAACGGUGAUGACGACAUUGGAACCAACGGUCAAGAACGAAGUCCUAGUCCCAGAGAAGACCGUAGCCCUAGAGGCGGACACAGCCCAAGAGAAGACCGUAGCCCUGUGGAGGAUGGUGACCAGUGAAGAGUGGGAAGACAAGUGUUGGUGAUUGCUUAAGCGCUUUUAUAAGACUUGUAGUGGUUUUGUUUUAGACAACUGGAACGGAUUUUGUUCUUCCUGAGUGUCUGGAGGCUUGGCUUUUCUAUUUCGACUGUUUGUUUAUCUUAUUAUAAAAAAAAGAAAUUUAAGAAAAUAAAACAACUUUCCGUUUGUUUUCUGUCCAACGAGAGUGAAACUGCUUAAUUAUCUGAUUCUGGGCUCAGAGGCUCUUUUGCG